GGCUCUGCUGUGUGUGAAGGGCUCUGCUGCUUGCAGCGAUUAGCCUGCAGCACCAGGAGGACUAUUCCACGCAGGCGCUAGCAUGGGCAAGCAGGAAGACCACCGGAGCAAAGACGGCGAGGUCGCGGUGGAGGGAGGGCCGGUGAUGGACUGGCAGCUCGAACCGGGCGUCGCCAGCAAGCUAUACGACGUCUUCACCGUCGCCGGCCUGCGCGUCGACGCCAUCGAGCCCGGCCGCGCCCUGAUCUGCUCUUUCACGGUGCCGACUCGCCUGACGGACGGGAGCAAGCGCAUGCAUGGAGGGGCGUUGGCAUCUCUGGUCGACCUGGUUGGGUCGGCCGUGUUCUUCGCCGGCGGCUCGCCGACGACGGGGGUGUCCCUGGAGAUCACCAUCUCGUACCUAAACGCUGCCCGUGCAAACGAGGAGAUCGAGAUCGAUGCGAGGGUUCUGGGCAUCGGCGAGACGACGGGGUGCGUGACGGUGGAGGUCAGGAAGAAGGGCACCGGCGAGGUGAUCGCGCACGGCCGGCACACCAAGUACCUCGCCGUCUCCAGCAAACUGUGAUGGAUCAACAGGAUUAUUCAGGGGCACGCGCAGCCGGCGGUCAUGAUCACGAUCUCGCUAGCUGUUUAUUUCUCCAGCGGUCUUCUGUCUCCGGCCCAUCAUCGUCGACUGUGUGUGUUCACUUCCUCUGUUUUAAGAGUUGCUAGGAUCGUACCCGUGCAUUGCUACGGGCAACCAAAUAUUUAUAUUGCAAGAUAUUGGAUUCAACAGGAUAAUAAAAAUAUGAAACAUGUACAAAUAUGAAAUAAGUAUAAGAUUUAUAAGAUGGCUUAAAAAAUAUGAAACACUUACGAUAUCUGUACACAAAGGUUUAUAAGAUGUAUGCAAGAACCGGAUCAAUGGCUUCGUCGUCA
Messenger RNA from Setaria italica (foxtail millet), 918 nucleotides. RefSeq lists its product as uncharacterized. The transcript has 3 exons. Gene Ontology annotation, molecular function: fatty acyl-CoA hydrolase activity. The record is from RefSeq and is a predicted model, not a curated record. The coding region runs from base 83 to 565 and encodes 160 amino acids. NCBI's taxonomy places the organism in Eukaryota, Viridiplantae, Streptophyta, Magnoliopsida, Poales, Poaceae.